Messenger RNA from Spinacia oleracea (spinach), 1821 nucleotides. RefSeq lists its product as uncharacterized. The coding region runs from base 1 to 1821 and encodes 606 amino acids. The transcript has 3 exons. NCBI's taxonomy places the organism in Eukaryota, Viridiplantae, Streptophyta, Magnoliopsida, Caryophyllales, Amaranthaceae. The record is from RefSeq and is a predicted model, not a curated record.
AUGGGUGGUGAAGCACCUGCCAAAUCUCUUUGGGAAUAUGGUAUACCGGACACAACCAACGAAAUACUUUCUAGUAUUUUCAGGCCAGUCGUCACCGCAUCACAUUUUGAACUGAAGCCUGAAUUUAUCCAGUUCAUCUCAAAUGAUUCAUUUUCGGGAUCACCUAAUGAUUGUCUUGUAAGUCAUAUUGAUAGCUUUUUGGAGAAGUGCGAUACAAUGAAAAUCAACAAUGUAAGUGACGAUGCUAUUAGACUUCGCAUUUUCCCUUUCUGUCUACGGGAUAAGGCAAAGGAGUGGUUGAGAGAUAAAGCUGAUGAUGAGUCAUUGUAUGAAUCUUGGAGAAGAUUUAAGCGUUUACAAAGGCAGUGUCCUCAUCAUGGGAUCCAGGAGUGGUUUUUGAUCCAGACUUUCUACAAUGGGCUGACACAUGAAUACCGAAUCUACAUUGAUGAUGCUUCAAGAGGUUCUAUCACGGAAAAGAAUCCAACUGAAGCUAAGGCAUUGAUUGAGAAGAUGGCGGCCAAUGAUAAUUAUCAUCCCAGUAGUCGGAACAGUGUUAGAAAGGGAGGUAAGUAUGAUUUAGAUGCUCUAACUAUGUUGACUAGUACUGUGCAGGCUUUAUCACAUAAGAUCGAUCAAUUUGGAGCUGGCUCUUCAUCAUUGGUUGCCUCGUGUCAAAUUUGUAGGGUGCAAGGACAUACGCCAAUUCACUGUCAGUUUAACACUUCAAGAAACACUUACCACUCUGGUGGAAAUAGUAACUUUCACCCAUCCAGCUCCAAUUUCGCCCAACAAUCUGGUUUUCAACAGGGGUCACCCAUUAGUCCACCGCAACCUCAAACUUCUAAGCUUAAUCUUGAUUCUAUUUUGGAGACUCUUGCUACUUCUCAAGUUCAACAAAAAGAAUUAAUAACCAAAAAGUUUGAGUUACAAGCCAAGCAGAAUGACCACUUUGAAAAAUCCAUCCAACAACUCAUUGCUCAAAAUAAGGUGAUAGAAACCCAACUUGUUCAACUUUUGCAACAAGUGAGUCAUUUAUCAAAACCUCGAGUUCAACAAAAAAUCCAUAAUGAGCAAUGUAGUGCAAUCUUUCUUAAAGGCAAUGAAUUGAUAGUGGAAAGCUGGGCUGAGAAAGACGGAGAAGUGCUUGGAAUGAUCAAGGAGAAGGGUGUGGGAGAAAAGGUUCCCAAAUAUGUUGCUUCGCCCCCGUACAAAGAACAUGUUCCUUUUCCUCAAAGGUUGAUAAGGGGUGUGCUCGAUAAGCAUAUUGGGAGAUAUUCUGAGACUCUUAAAAAGAAAGAAAUAUUAGCUAAUGAUAGGAAAUAUGAAAACUCAGAAAAUGUGGCAAUUAAUGAGCAGUGUUCUACCUUGAUGCAUGAGAACCUACCGCCUAAACUGAAAGACUCUGGAACUUUUACUAUACCCUGCAUGAUCAAUGAAACAUAUUUUGAUAGGGCUUUAUGUGAUUUAGGUGCUAGUGUCAAUUUAAUUCCUUAUUCUCUAUAUGAGAAAUUAGGUUUGAAAGAGCUUAAACCUUCUCAUAUAUCUCUUCAACUGGAUGAUAGAACUGUUAGAUUCCCUAAGGGCGUAGUGGAAGAUGUGUUAGUAAAAGUUGGUGAAUUUGCUUUUCCUGUUGACUUUGUUGUAAUGGACAUGAAAGAAGACUUUGAAAUUCCUUUUGUCUUUGGUCGUCCAUUUUUAGCUACAAGUCAAGCUUUAAUAGAUGUCCCGAGAGGACAAAUGAUCAUUAAAGCUCAAGAUAAGAAAGUCAUAUUUAAGAUCUUUGAUGAUCGAAAUUUCACUUUUAAUCCCAUUUCUUGA